Molecule: messenger RNA, 3231 nt
Organism: Frankliniella occidentalis (western flower thrips)
Lineage: Eukaryota; Metazoa; Arthropoda; Insecta; Thysanoptera; Thripidae
Product: PHD finger protein rhinoceros
Exons: 11
Biological process (GO): tRNA wobble uridine modification
Cellular component (GO): cytoplasm; nucleus
Molecular function (GO): tRNA binding; S-adenosylmethionine-dependent methyltransferase activity
Source: RefSeq, a predicted model, not a curated record
AUGAAGGUGCUGACAUGCGGACAGAAGGCAAAAAAAUCUCUCUUCCACCUUCAUUUAGCAAGUACUGAAACAUUCCCUAAGGUCAAAGAUUUACUCGAUGGUCAUUUGUCCAAUAUAACUCUGCAAAAGUAUGGGGUGCUGGUCUGCGACAACCUCGCGCUCCCUUUCCGCGACGAAUGCUUCGACGCGGUGCUCUCGGUGGCCGUGGUCCACCACCUCGCCACCACGGAGCGCCGGGUGUCCGCCAUCCGGGAGCUGGCCCGAGUGCUCCGCAUUGGCGGCAGGCUCAUCAUCACUGUCUGGGCCAUGGAGCAGCGUCACCGAAAGUUCGAGUCCCAGGACGUGCUCGUGCCCUGGCACCGGCCGCAGCAGCUUAGCACGCCCUCCCUGGAGCUGACCUCCACGACCACCACCAGCGAGGAGGACCUGCACCCGCCCUACCACGCCUACACGCAGACCUCGGACUCGGACUCGUGCCGCUCGGCCAGCGGCGGGCAGCAGCGGCGGCGGCGGCACCGCGGCCACCACGGCCACGGUCGGUCCAUCGACACGGGCCGCGCCGUGUCCGCGUCGCACUCGUCCUCGUCGCUGUCCUCGCCGAAUGAGACCUGCUACUCGUUCGUGCGGCGCGCGCUGCAGAAGCUGGCGGGCAGCAAGCGGUCCGCGCCCUGGUUCCUGGAGUCGUGGGCGCAGCAGGGCGGGCUGCACAAGGACCCCGCGGGGCUGCGGCGCCACGAGCCCGAGGGCUGCGAGGACUGCAGCGACAUCCAGGACCUGCCCAUCGAGCUGCGCCGCCUGGAGGAGGACCUGGAGCCGGCGGCGGGCAGGGCGCAGGCGGGCGGGGGCGGCGCCCUCAGCCCCACGCACCACGGGGACAUGCUGCCGCUGCACCUCAAGUCCAAGAGCCUGAGCGACAUCCUGAGCUCGGAGCCGCAGCGCGGCAGCCCGUCCAAGUCGCUGGUGCGCUCGAGGUCCAGCGUGCCGAGCCUGGCGCUGGGGCUGGGCACGCUGCCCGGGCUGCCCAGCCUGCACGGCCUGCCCUCCCUGAGCGCCAGCCGGCCGCAGCAGCUCGGGGGGCUCGGGGAUUCGCAGCACUCGAGCUCCUCGAGCGUGUGCCUCAGCCACGGCUCCAAGCCGCGCCUCGUCAAGCAGAAGCAGUCCAUGUGCGAGGAGGAGGCCGAGGCCGAGGUCGAGCAAGAGGAGGCUGCCGGUGGCGACCAGCCCACCGACAUGAGGAACCUGGUGCGCGCGCUGCCCGACUUCAAGCGGCUGCACGGCGGCCACGUGAUGGGCCGCACGCCGCGCCUCAACGUCUUCAAGCAGAGCUCCAUGAACGAGGAGCUCAUGUCGACGGAGCGGCUGCGCGAGAAGGAGCGCGUCCGCCAGAACAUCCAGAAGCAGGCCUCGCUCAACGAGGAGCUCAUGUACCGCCACCGACCCGGGGCCGGCGCACCCGGCACCCUCGACUCGCUCAGGGACACGCUUUUCUCCGCCUCCACUGCGAAACGAUUCCAGUUGCUCAAAAUCGGACUGACCAGUAAGCUCAAGAGUUCCACGACCAACAUUGAGAAGGUGGCCGGGACAUCGCUCAAGAACGGCUUCGUACGCAUGCUCCAAGGCUGGAAGCAGGCAGGGGAGGCGUCGCCCAUGACUUCACCAGCGCCCAGCAGACAGGCGAGCUGCACAACCCCCAGUGUCAGCGGCUCGCUCACGCCCUCCACGCCGCCGCCGGACAUGAGCGGCUUCAAGAGGCCCUCCAGCGGCAGCAUCAACGGCGCCGACGACAUGAGGGCCAGGAGCUCGUCGGGCGGGUCGGAGGGCGGCCGCAGGCACUCGAGGGAGGACGGCUCCGAUUCGUCCAAGGACUCGAGUCUGCAGAGCGACACCAGCGUGGACUCGGAGGACAGCUUCGCGUCGGUCAUCUUCAUCCCCAAGGCGGACCAGUACAUGGGGCAGGACGCCCUGGGGCCCAAGACGCCGUCGCCCACGCUGUGCACGUCGGCGCCGGCUUCGCCGCAGCUGCCGCAGCCCACCUCGCCCAAGGUGCUGCUCUACUCCGGGCAGCACUCGCCCUCACCGCCGCAGCUGCCCAGCUCGCCCCGCCUGGGGCCCAUGGGGCCGCUCAGCCCUCUGCCGCUCAACGUGCCCCUGGGCGCCGUGCCCAGCGUGCCCUUGGUCCCCGUGCUACCGCCCGCCAGCUCGCGCGCCAAGGACCACGAAGGGCGCCUGCAGCAGAUCAAAGAGAUGCUCAUGUCCCGUCAGAAGACUGGUGGUGCGGGCCGCGGCAUGUUCCCGCUGGUGCGCCGUUCGUCGGGCAGCAUUCCCCGGCCCGCCCCGCCGCGUGCCGCGCCGCGCCUGCUCUCCCUGGAGCUGUUCAACCCCGAGACCGACGACGUGGACUCGGACUCGAGCGGCGUGUCCUCGCCCGACAGCGUGGACAGCGUCAUCAGCGUGGCCAACAACAACCGGAGCUCGGCGGGGUCCUCGGACGGAAGCGGCAAGCUAGCGACCACCCUCGUCCCGGACACGGCCGCCGCCGACCCCGAGGACUGCGGCCGGUCCGUGUCCAGGACGCCGUCGCCCGCCCCCGAGCGAAUGCUGGAGCCGCCCCCGGUGCCGCCGCGCAGUCAGUCCCCGCUGGAGACGCGGGCGGCGACCUUGGGGCCCGCCGGCGCGCGGCUCCAGUCGAACCUCUCCAUGUCCACGCCCGGCUCUCUCAGUCUCCUCGAGGCGGCCGCGGAUGUCGCCAACACGCUGGAGGAUGCUGUGGAAGCCGUAAUACAGGCCAGCCCCAGAGCCAAAAGGAGGCAAGUCAACCUGGACUCCGCCGAUCUGAGGGUAGCGCUUGAGAACGACCUGGCCAGGUCGAGCUGGAGUCUUCAGUUAAGUCCGGACAACUCACCCAAUCCAACGAAUAGGACCAAAUCCAGGAUGAAGGAGUCGGUGAGCAGGUUCUCGCUUCCGGGCAGUCUAGCGGCGGCCAGAGGGCAGGAGAACAACGUCUUCAAAUUCCCUCAGACCACCAACAUUGGCAAGUCGGACAGCCUGCGGUCCUGCCGGCGCGCGGACUCUGCGGGCCGGCUGCACGAGGGUCGCGAGGGCGUCGACUACUCGAGCUUGGGGGCCAUCCCCAGGCGCACGGACCCGGAGCAGCCCUUCACCACCAGGAUCACCGAGCCCGAGUCAGACCCUCUCUCCCUCACCGCCAUACCAGAAACACCGGAUCCCUUC